Hyaloperonospora brassicae is the source of this 1680-nucleotide messenger RNA. The record is from the annotation of a GenBank genome assembly. NCBI's taxonomy places the organism in Eukaryota, Oomycota, Peronosporomycetes, Peronosporales, Peronosporaceae.
AUGGCGAAACGCGGUCCAGACGACGCGCGCGUCCAGUCGACAUGUGCUCCGGACGACAUUGGCGAGCUGCGCAAGUACAUUGUGGAGAUGAUGCGGGUCGAGAUGGAACUCCUGGAGACCAUCAAGUCCAAAGAGCACAGCGUGACGGGUACAAACGCUCGCAUCAAAAACGUCAAAGAGUUGAUCACGCAAGAGUACAGACGGUAUAAGACGUUGAUACACGACUUGGAAGACGACGCCAAGGAGCUCGGGAAACUCGAGGAAAAGCGAAUCGGUGCACAGGAAAAGCAUCGACGAUUUCGAGAUGCUGUGGCCCAACAGGAGCGUGACGUGCACGGACUUCGCGAUCGAUUUCAGCACCAGCGCGCGGCGAUGCUCAGCUUGAGAUGUCAGCUUCUGAACGCAACAACUCGGUUGGAAGCGCUUUCGUCAAUGGACGAUUCGGUGGAGAGAGAGACCCGUAGCGUCACUACCGCCAUAAACGAGUGGUCCGAGCCGAUAUCGCAACGCGCUGCUCGCCAGAAGAUAUGCGUCGAGCUCAAACAGACUCAACAGGUUACCACGCAAAUGCAGUACGAGACCAGUGCGCUUGUUGAAAAGCGGACACAGAUCGAAGCCGAAUUGUCGGCACGUGGGCUUGAGGCUCACAAUCUGCGCGAGCGCAUCGUUGUCAAGGAAAACGAAGCUGAAGCGUUGAUGGAGCGUCUACGUAAAAACACUCGUUGUGUCAUCCAAGAGACUGAUAAGAUCACGGGCAAGCUGAAGACAAAGCGCCGGAAAUAUCGAGCAAAAGUCAAGAACGAGAUAAGCUCGUUAAAGCGCAGAAUCUCCUUCAUCACUUCAGAGCUCGAAAAGUGUCAGAUGACGAACGAAGACAUGCUGUCACACAUUGGCGCUGUUGGUGCCAAGCGUGAAGAGCUGGAAACAAGGCUAAGCGCUCGUGAUCAACAGUUGGCUGCUGAAGAGAGCGUCAUUGCUGAGCUAUCGACAGCACUUGCUACCGCUACCAGUGUCAAAGCCGAACUGGACACAAAGUGCCUUCAGGAAAAGCUGGCUGCGAAGCAAAGGGCAGUUGAGGCUGCUCAGAGAAAACUGCAUGAGAAACAAAAUCUGCUUAAGAUGCUGGAAGAAGACCAAACUCAAGUUAACGCAACUCUGGAGAGCAUUGAUGCACAAAUCUUAGGGGCAAAGGAUGCUGCUGUAGCGCUGGACGGUAAAAUAUCCGCGUUAGCGAAAGAUCUUGACGUGCGAGAGAUGAAGCGCCAAAGCUUAAGUGCAUCGGUGAAAAAGGCGGAAAAGCAAAACGAAGAUCUGCAAGCCCAAAUUCAAGAACGCCAACGCGUAAACAAGAGCAUUGCCAAAAAGCAGGCAAGUCUUCGUCGACAGAAGGCCUCAUUGCUCAAGCAAAAGCACGAACGGACGUCAGAGCUUCGUCAAGCUGAGAACUUGCGCCGUGUCUUGGCAGAAGGGAUCAAGUACGGAACACAACACGUUCGAGAGCUUAGCACAGCCAACACGCACGACGACGACCAGCACAGAGGCAUUGCAGUGGAGCUUCGUCGCCAAGAGCUUCUAUUGCAGGAACAGUGGGCUCAAGAAGAGCGCGAGCUGCAAGCAAAGGUCAUGGCUUGGGACGAUAAGAUCAAACGAGUGGAGCAAGAACUUUGCAUCGAAGUGUAA